Messenger RNA from Opisthorchis viverrini, 945 nucleotides. RefSeq lists its product as hypothetical. Gene Ontology annotation, cellular component: nuclear pore central transport channel. NCBI's taxonomy places the organism in Eukaryota, Metazoa, Platyhelminthes, Trematoda, Opisthorchiida, Opisthorchiidae. The record is from RefSeq and is a predicted model, not a curated record. The transcript has 4 exons. Gene Ontology annotation, biological process: protein import into nucleus. Bases 1 to 657 code for a protein of 218 amino acids.
AUGAAAUUGGUGGGUCCCCCUCAACUACCUGCUACCAGAAACUUUCAACCGUCCCACACACUAGUCUCCCUAAUUCAGCAUUGUUCCGCUGAAGUUUCAUUGUUUGCGCAUGGGAACAUACCCGGUCACUACGUUUUUCAGCAACCAACAAAUACUCUGCAAGAUAAUCCAUCGCUGGAAAUGCCUACAGACGUUUAUCUGUAUCCAUCACUUCAGCCGAAGGUCACUGGUGCACUUCAGCCUUUGCGCGCCAUGCAGGCCGUACAACCUAGCGCGGAUGAAAUAGGCAAACAGUUCGCGGCCCAGUAUUAUCAGACCCUUCAGACAUCAAGACCGGCUAUACGAAAUUUUUACCACUUUCCCGUAAUUAAUUGCCCCCAGGAACAGGCUCGUAUGAUAUAUGAGGGAGAUGAAGUAGUUGGAAGAGAGAACAUCGCCCAAAAAUUACAAAAUAUCAAAUGUAACACGCUGCAAUUCGCACUUUCAAGUGUGGACGCGCAACCAUGUGGGAACGCUAUCCUCAUCCUUGUUUGCGGACAACUACAGUCAGACGAAGAUCGGCCGUUGCCAUUCUCAGAAACCUUCCUUCUAACCCCGAUUGACAGCAGCCUUCUGGUCUGCAACUCUAUGUUCCGACUCAACCUUCAUCAUUUCUAAUCCAACAGCCGGCGAAAUUAAUAGUCUGCAUCAAUAUUUUCUGGGUCGGUCUGCCAGGGGGCUUGUGCCUGUGUCUUCUGUUCCACUACUGUUAUUUUCUGCCAUCCGGCCCGAUGCAGUUGAACGAAUGAGGAAUCAGUUCGUUUUGCCGUUUCCGCCUACGCCACUUUAACUACCCGGUUGAACUCUCCCCUAUUAUAGACACAUUUUCUAAAUGAUCCGCCUCUCGUCCAGAUAUGCUUAUUGUAGAUGCCCGUGGGUUGCAUUUUUACUAACGCUAUUCACCAG